AUGCCCUGCGUGCCUAAGCCACAACAAAACACACGGAAUGCGUCGUUCAAUCCGUCGAACGCACAGUAUGCUUGUUGUUUUCAACAACUUCAUGCAAAUGUGAGUUUUUUUUGAGGAGGUUUGGGAAAAUCAAAUUUGAAAUAUUUUUAAGAGUUCUGUAUUUGACUUUAAAAUUUUUUAAAACUUCCAAAACUCCUUAUAUUUCAGAGCAUCAAUAGUUUUACACAAAAUUUUGAAAGUUUUUUUUUCAAACCGAUUCUCUAGAUCAAAUGUUUUGAUAGUGUAUUUUUUGUUUAUUUUUUGGACUAGUUCACAAUCUUCACCUCCGUUAUUUCUUUUUUCAUUACCAUAGUUCCUAAAAAAAAUUGAGAUCUUUGUUCAUUCUCCAAAAUUGUGAAACCCUCAUAAAUUUCUCUAUGACAUAAAUUUUAUUAACUAAUACAUACAUACAUGUAAUUUAUUAUAUCUACAUAUAUGUUCUUUCCAUUAAUAAGAACUUUUCUUGAUGUAUUAAAAAUAUAUCUUGCAAUAUAAAAGAAUAUUAGAUUGUUUUUUCUUACAUUAGAAAAAAGGUCAUUUUCAACGGAAAGAAAAGCGAAAAACAAAACAAAAAAUAAAAUUGAAUGAAAUAAAAUAGAAUAGAAUAAAAUAAAUAAAAUGGCAAAAAGUGAAUCAAAUUUGCAGACUGGUGCAACAAUUAUAGCCGUUUUACAUAUAUUCCUAUGUUUGACGAUCUAUCCAAUACUUGUAUAUUACCUAACUUAUCAUCCGCAGAAAACAUCCGAAACAUCUAUUAAUGAUACUACUCCUACAAAUUCUUCAGAUAAUUUAAAUACAGAAAUGACUAAAUUCGAAUUAUGGGCCGAAUGUUUUUUAACCACAUUAUGCUUAAUUACAUCAAUUAUGUUGAUUGUAGGAUUACGAUUAGAAAAUCGACAAAUACUCACAGGUUAUAUUCUUGCUCAGGUUAGCUUUAUUGAUUAAUUAAUUUAUUAAUAAAUUAAUUCAAUAUAAUUCAGACGUUGCUCAUUAGUUUAUUAUUCGUUUUAUUUUUGGCUUUGAUUAUGGGAAUCAAACAUGGAUUAUUACACGAUUCAAAUGGCGAUAAAAAAAUAUCACUACGUAAGUUCAUCUUGACUAAUUCUGGAAAUUAUUAUUAUUUCACUUUCCAAGAUUUUCAGAUGAAGAGCUAUUGAUAGUGCUAGAAAUAUUUGUGACAUUGGCAAUUGUGACAAUAGAAGUGUGGUUUUUGACAGUGGUUCUGAAGACUUAUCGAUAUAUUUGCGAUAAAUAUAAUUUCACUGGCGGAAAUCGUGAAGAAAAUGUUUGA
Caenorhabditis angaria is the source of this 1330-nucleotide messenger RNA. NCBI's taxonomy places the organism in Eukaryota, Metazoa, Nematoda, Chromadorea, Rhabditida, Rhabditidae. The record is from the annotation of a GenBank genome assembly.